Messenger RNA from Mastomys coucha (southern multimammate mouse), 2162 nucleotides. RefSeq names its product 5',3'-nucleotidase, mitochondrial (gene Nt5m). Gene Ontology annotation, molecular function: 5'-nucleotidase activity. The record is from RefSeq and is a predicted model, not a curated record. NCBI's taxonomy places the organism in Eukaryota, Metazoa, Chordata, Mammalia, Rodentia, Muridae. Gene Ontology annotation, biological process: pyrimidine deoxyribonucleotide catabolic process. The transcript has 6 exons. Bases 201 to 863 code for a protein of 220 amino acids.
CAGGCAGUUGUAACCUGCGACUGGAUGUCCCAGGGCGAUCAGCACCCACCUCGCGCUCACCUUCUCCGGGCGCAUGUCCCUUUAAGGGCGGCGGGGCUGCGCGCGGGCCUCGCUCUGGGCCGGAGCCUGCGCGUCCGUGUCCGCAGCGGAGGCAGCGUCUGCCGCGGGCCGCGGGCCCCGGGCGGGCGAGGAGCAGGGCGAUGCAUAGGCUGCGCGGCUGCUGCGCGCGUCCCCGCGGUGCCCCGCUACGGGCGGAGCGGAGCCGGACGAGCAGCCGCGCCCUGCGGGUGCUGGUGGACAUGGAUGGCGUGCUGGCGGACUUUGAGGGCGGCUUCCUCCGGAAGUUCCGCGCGCGCUUCCCCGACCUGCCCUUCGUGGCGCUGGAGGACCGGCGCGGCUUCUGGGUGUCGGAGCAGUACGGACGUCUGCAGCCUGGGCUGAGCGAGAAGGCCAUCAGCAUCUGGGAGUCGAAAGAUUUCUUCUUUGAACUUGAGCCUCUUCCCGGAGCCGUGGAAGCUGUGAAGCAGAUGGCCAAUCUGCAGAACACUGAUGUCUUCAUCUGUACAAGCCCCAUCAAGAUGUUCAAGUACUGUCCCUAUGAGAAGUAUGCCUGGGUGGAGAAACACUUUGGCCCUGACUUUCUGGAGCAGAUUGUGUUGACCAGAGACAAGACUGUGGUCUCUGCCGACCUUCUCAUAGAUGACCGGCCGGACAUCACAGGGGCUGAGCCACACCCCAGCUGGGAGCACAUUCUCUUUACCUCCUGCCACAACUACCACCUGCAGCUGCAGCCCCCUCGUCGCAGGCUGCACUCUUGGGCAGACAACUGGAAGGCCAUCUUGGACAGCAAGCGGUUACGCUGAGGCCUGUACUAUGGCUCUCUGGUGGUCCAGCGUGAGGCUCACAGCUCACGACUGGACCGCAAACAGCCCGCCGAGGGCUGUGCUGCAGUUCCUGGAACUUCCUGGAAGACCUCAGUGAACACUUUGGUCAGAACAACUGACACACUUCCCGUCUUCCCCUAGCCCAGCAAGGCCUUAACCUGAUAUUGGGACCCGGCUAGAAGAAAGGCAUGUGUUCCCAGACAAGUUGGUCUGACCUCAGGCAGAGGCCCCACACCACUGCCUCUCACUGCGUGCAAUAGGGGUGUUCUCUGAGACAUGAGAGUACCCUGGUCUAGGAUCUGCAAGGCGAGGAGUGCCAGGGCCAGAUGACAGAGGUUCCCCUGGCAGGCAUGUGCCCCUCUACCUCUACCAUAGAAUCUUGUCCAACUUACCUACUUAGUCUUUCUGGCUUUCUGUGGUCACCAGGCUCUUUUGGAGGCCAACAGUGACCCUCCCUAUGGCCAGUGCUGCGGUCUCUUGAUCUGGUAUCCCUAGAUCCCAUUAGCGGCACAGAAAGGAGCCAGCAGGCUCAAAUAUUUGUUGAUGACAUGAGAAAUAAAAUGCUACUCACACAUAGCCUGUGCUGUGGCCUUUUCUAGAACCUGCCCCAGGGUCCUCUAGUGUGCCAUCUGCUUGUGAUGUAAGCAUAUGGGAGUCCCACACACUGAUGAACAGGACAGAGGUGGGCAUAGCUCCCCCAUGUGUAUUUCGCAUGGUACCAUAUGGGGAUAAAUUCAAGAUGGCCUGGAUGGUGGCAUUGCUGGCAGCCUGAUGGUUUCUUUUGGUCCCAUUCAUCUGAGGGAGGCACUGCUUCCCACUAGCAACUUCCCUCACACUUUAUCCAUUUUCUUCUCACCCUGCAGGUAGGCACAGGACCCUGUCCCCACUCUUCUCCGGAGGCCAAGUUUCUAUAAGACCUAGAAACUGCUGUUACAGCUGCAGGCUUUGUUCCCUAAACACAGUGAGAGUUAUGCGCUGGAUCCUUCUGGAGGUGCCCCAGGAGUCUGAAAGCUGUCCCUGAAACACGGGCCUCAAUGGCUGCAUUCAUUGCUGGGAUUCUGUACCCAAGGAGCACAAGGAUUAGUGCUGCCUCAUCAGCGUGGUCGAGGAGGAACUGCCAGUGAGAUUUCCUGAGUGUGGCUCAUCAGACAAGCAGCCAUCCAGCAACCAUGGCUAAGGACAGGCAGGGGAAGUAGAAGCACCCACUCUCUUUCUCUGCCCAAUGUUGUGCCUUCUUUUAAAAACUACUCUACAGGAUAAAAACACAUGGAAACCACA